UAGACAGGAAGCGGUGUAAUCUUCGAAUCGGAAAGCUGAGGUUUCAGGUUGGGUUUGCAGAAACAGAACUAUACUACACCGCCUUUAAGUUAAAUAAAUACUUUAUAACACCGAUUGUAAGAGAGACGGCUAAGUACAAUGUAGACGCGAGAGCGAUAAGGAGAAGGAGAUGGCGGAAGGCGGCAGUUCCUCUGGGAGCGCCUUUAGCGAGUCUGGCGCUGGAGAAACCCAAUCACUGUCUUGUCGUGGGAUGCGCGGCGGUGCCAGUGCAGGUAGGAACCUGAAGGAGUGGCUACAGGAGCAAUUUUGUGACAAACCCCUGGACCAGUGUGAGGACAUGCGUCUGCACGAUGCGGCUUAUGUGGGAGACCUGGACACCGUCAAAAACCUUUUGCAAGAGGACAGCUUCAAACGGCGGAUUAAUGAGAAGUCGGUGUGGUGCUGUGGCUGGCUGCCCUGCACCCCCCUGCGCAUUGCUGCCACGGCUGGCCAUGGGAAUUGCGUCAGCUUUCUGAUUAGAGAGGGUGCUGAGGUGGACCUGGUGGACGUCAAGGGGCAGACCGCACUCUACGUGGCCGUGGUCAAUGGGCAUCUGAGCUGCGUGCGAAUCCUGCUGGAGGCAGGGGCCGACCCCAAUGGCAGCAGACACCACCGCAGCACACCCGUGUACCACGCAGCCCGGGUAGGGAGGGUGGACAUCCUCCAGGAGCUUAUCAGGUUCGGUGCUAAUGUGGAUGUUGACCAGCAGCUGGCUGUGCACCCCCUGCUGCCUAACGCACGGCGCUUCACCUCCCUGGUGGUCUGCCCACUCUACAUUAGUGCCGCCUACCAUCACCUGCACUGCUUCCAGCUGCUCAUGCAGGCUGGGGCCAACCCCGACUACAACUACUGGGGCCCGGUGAGCAGGGAGGCUUUCAGCAGGGGCUCCCCCACCUGUGUGCUGGACGCGGUGCUGAGACACGGCUGUGAGCCUGCCUUUGUCAUGCUGCUGAUUGACUAUGGAGCCAACCUGAACCUGGUCAAGUGGGAGGCCCUGGACCCAGAGACCAUGGGGAGAGUCAAAGUGAACCAUGAUGCACUGCAGCUCUUCAGAGAGGCAAGAGACACUGUCACCUCUUUAGGUUCUCCCAGGACGUUGACAUCACUGUGCCGCAUCACUAUCCGAAGAGUGCUUGGAAAACAGCGGCUGAAAGACAUUCAGAGUCUACCAGUGCCUCACAGAAUCAAGAUCUUCUUGCUCCAUAAAAACCUUUAACGAGUAACUUGCAUGAAGUUUGUGGGAGUUGCACAGAGCCUCUUUGAAUGUUGUUGAUAACGCAGAUACAUUUCUGGGGUGAUUUCAGUAUUUUAUUUUCAGUACCUACGCUAGGUUUACUAAUGUGACUUUUUGGUUUUGAGAUCACUGCAUACUUUCAAGCAGCCUGGAUAUCUGUUAUAAUGUGGAAUUCACUGUGUCGCUAUAUGGAGUUCUACUGAAAUUGUAGAUUCUCGGUAAGGGUGUGUGGUGGGGUAGCGUCACAGCCCAGGUGGUCUUCGCAGGGAGAGAGACUCAGACUCAGAAAGCUGCAAGUUAAAUUGCACUAAUGACACGGACAAAACUAAUUAACAAAGUAAACGGCACAAAGGCAAAAAAAAAAGGUUCUACAAAAACUCACGAAAAUAAACACAGACAGCACGAAACACAGACCUCCACCUCUAUCACCAACAUUCUCUCUAACACCUGUGAACACCUUUUUUGUACACCUGUGGCUAGUGCCGAAUUACUCAUGUAUUCAAUUAUCUGCUCCAGCCACAUUUCCACAUGAUUUUGCACAGAGGAAUUUAACCCUUUCCCUGCCACCCAAUAUUCCCCCCCCACACACACACUUGUGCUGCGGCAGGGCUUAAUAAUAAUAAUGAUACACUAAUGGCACGAUAUGGUACAUAUCACGAUAAGCAGAUUGCAAUACAAUAUGUAUUACAAUACAUGUGGUGGUCCUGAUGCGCUACCUGUGUACUGUACCUUGGCUGUUUAAUCCAUGUACUCAGUGUCGGGUUUACAGUUUGAAUGGUCAAUGAGAGAGUUCUUGAAGGACUGUUCUCUACAGAGCUGAGUGCAGUUGAGUGCGUUAAAAAAAUAUCUAUGUUAGAUGCUGUGCGCUUGCUCAGGCAUGCUUACAAUCCACUGUUGACCCAAGAAAGCUGUGUUUUCUGCAGUUGAGGAGGAGAGUGCUGACAAAUAAGACAGACACUGAUACUCUGACAACACCAGACCAGAUGUCAGAGGAAGAAUUCUCUCAGCUGUGUCACUUUGGCGAUCACGACACUGUGUGAAACAGAUCACUUACACGCUUUUUUGUUGUGAUUAUUGUAUAAGUGAUCGGGAGACAUUUUGAGUGUCAGGUUAAUGUGUGGGAUAUGCUCCAUGCUUAUACCGUCCAUCGCUUUUUGUGGACGUAUCGCGUUAACGCAAACGUGCCCAGUCUAAGCGGUGGCAACUGUACCAUGUAAAGAAAGAAUCACUUUUCAUCGAUACGCAAUGAAUUGUUAUACCCCAAGCUCUCUGUGGGAAGAAAAUCCUAGCUACAGGACUAAUCACAGGAUCUUCUUAUGUGCACCCAUGAACAAGACAAGGCUGUUGCAUUACAUGCUUCAUCCAGAUUACAACAGUAUAGAGGUUGGGCCCAGUCACUCCCAUUCUGCCUCAGGCCAAGCAGAAACAUGGUUUAAUUUCAGUGACCAAGACCAGUCCUAUCAAAGCAGUUAGCAUAAGAAAGGGUAGAUCAUCAGCCUACUAGAGCCUGCACUAACCCCACCUGACUAGCCAGUCAGGUGGGAGAAUGGUCACAGCCCUUGGAGUUUUAGAUGGGCUACCUCAGUUGCUCACUGCUGCAUUAUGAGCUGCUAAAAGGUCAUUGAGUCCUUCCCCCAAAGAGGAGAAGUAGUAGGCUGAGACUUUAAAGAGAGGGGAAGCAAAGCUGGAAGAGGAAUGGCGUCACAAUUCGGUUUAAAUAAUGAAGGACCAGGCCAUUUGUGCUAGAGACAGGGCUAGAAACUUGGUCCUCUACGUACCUUCCUGGCACCUGGUUAUUUCAAUAAUAAACCUAAACAAGGUAAUUUUGUAAACCUGAACUGGGUGCAGUAGUGUGAGUUUCCUACCCUCCCUUAUUUAACAUCAGCAAGCUUCUAUUUAUUGGGAACUGUCUGCCUGAACUUUAUUAAACUUUGCUUGAAUGUUGUUGUUCCUCGUAUUAUUAUGUAGGUCGGGUCUAUGACAAUUUAUCACCAACAAUUCAUCACAAACAGUUUAUCACCAAUUCAUCACGAGCAGUUCAUCACCAGCAACCAUUCAUCACAGAGUGUACAUUAUCAUAUCACAGAUGUUUAAAACGCUUUAGGUGAAAAUGACCGUUGUGACGCUUAGAGGUAAUUCGAAAUCUCGGCACUUCUAGUGUUAACAUAAAAGGUUUGAAAAGCAAACUUGUUAUUUUUAUUUUGGUUUUUUGCUUGUUUGUUUGUUAGUUGGGUGGUCACG
Molecule: messenger RNA, 3514 nt
Organism: Polyodon spathula (Mississippi paddlefish)
Lineage: Eukaryota; Metazoa; Chordata; Actinopteri; Acipenseriformes; Polyodontidae
Gene: asb1
Product: ankyrin repeat and SOCS box containing 1
Exons: 5
Coding region: 170-1255 (361 amino acids)
Biological process (GO): intracellular signal transduction; protein ubiquitination
Cellular component (GO): ubiquitin ligase complex
Molecular function (GO): protein binding
Source: RefSeq, a predicted model, not a curated record